ACCCUCUGUUGCACGGAAAUGCUCAGUAUUGUCUGAUACCGGCCUACUAUUGAUUUCAUUUUAGUCUACCUUAGUCCGGCUAUCCCCACCCCUCCUCCUCUUCCUCCUCUUCCUCCUCCUCCUCCCAUCACACUCACGCUUCCCACCUCCCCUCAGCCUCUCGUCUUUCUUGGACUGCAGCAGAGGAACCGCUGCAUCGAAGAAGACAAGAAAUCUCGGCGCAAUGCUUACAUCUGUGGUUCUGUAGAAAAGGAAGUCGGAGGAACGGACACCUCAGAUUCAACCAAGCAGAUAGAAUGCAUCUGCUCCUCUUUAGGUGGCUGAUGGUCUCCUCUGCUGAGCUCUGACAGGAGUAAGGAUCUCUCCAAUUUGAUAUCAACUGUCUCCAUUUCAGCGCUUUGUAACAUCUCCCAUCCAAUGGAAUUAGACAUCAUCACUUACUCAUUAGUGUUGUGGCAGAUGACUGGAUUUUAGCAUUUGACUGUGAACUGGAAAACUGCCUUAAAUUUAUCUGUCAGAAACUAGGAGAACACAAAGAUAAAAUAGGUAGCUUACAUCUAUUGGUCCUUGUCGGUUACAGGCUCAAUAGAGUUGAAUUAAAAGACAUUUAGUCGCAGCUAUUUUUGUGCCAAGAUGGAUGAAACACAUAACAACAGGACUUCCUUGGUCAAAGGUGCCAAGGACAUAGCUAAAGAAGCCAAGAGGCAUGCUGCCAAAAACUUCAGCAAAGCUGUUGAUCGUGCCUCAGAUGAAUACUCAGCUCAUCGCAGCUACAACCGCUUCCAGAAUGAGGACGAAGAGGAGGACUACAAUUCUUACACUCAGCAAGACGGUCACUACGCUGACAAUGCAGCCAACGAUGAGGACGGGGCCUCCAGUGACGCCACAGAGGGUCACGAUGAUGAAGAUGAGAUCUAUGAGGGGGAGUACCAGGGUGUGCCUGCUUUCAAUGAUGGGAAGCCGAGGGAUGGACAGGUGGCUCUGGGCCAGCCGGUCUCUGACAGCCUAAAGAGCCACAAGGAGUUAGAAAAUGAGAGACAGGCCGACGAGGAGGAGCUGGCCCAGCAGUACGAGCUGAUCUUGCAGGAAUGCGGUCAUGGGAGAUUUCAGUGGCAGUUGUACUUUGUGCUCGGCCUGGCGCUCAUGUCAGAUGGCGUGGAGGUGUUCGUAGUGGGCUUCGUCCUACCCAGUGCGGAGACGGACAUGUGUGUCCCCAACUCUGGUGCUGGAUGGCUUGGCAGCAUUGUGUAUCUGGGGAUGAUGUUUGGAGCCUUUUUUUGGGGCGGCCUGUCAGAUAAGGUGGGCCGUAAACAGUGCCUCCUGAUAUCCAUGUCUGUCAACGGCUUCUUCGCCUUUCUCUCCUCCUUUGUCCAAGGCUACAGCAUGUUCCUGUUCUGCCGCAUGGUAUCCGGCUUUGGGAUUGGUGGAGCAGUACCAAUAGUCUUCUCAUACUUUGCGGAGGUGUUGGCUCGGGAGAAGAGAGGAGAGCAUCUGAGCUGGCUGUGUAUGUUCUGGAUGAUCGGAGGAAUUUACGCUUCAGCCAUGGCUUGGGCUAUCAUCCCACACUAUGGCUGGAGUUUCAGCAUGGGUUCAGCCUACCAGUUCCACAGCUGGAGAGUGUUUGUGGUGGUGUGUGCGCUGCCAUGCGUCUCUGCAGUGGUGGCUCUCACUUUUAUGCCUGAGAGCCCCCGCUUCUACCUAGAGAUGGGUAAACAUGACGAGGCCUGGAUGGUGCUCAAACACAUCCACGACACCAACAUGCGCGCCCGCGGAGAGCCUGAGCGAGUCUUCACUGUGAACAGGAUAAAAAUCCCCAAACAGCUGGACGAGCUGGUGGAGAUGCAGAAUGAGUCAGCCAACCCCGCAGUCAAGGUCCUCUUCAAGAUCAAGUCUGAACUCAGAGGAAUCUGGUUGACUUUUAUGAGAUGCUUCAACUACCCAGUGAAAGACAACACCAUAAAACUGGCUGCGGUUUGGUUUACUUUAUCUUUUGGGUACUACGGUUUAUCUGUGUGGUUCCCUGACGUCAUCAAACACCUCCAGGCUGAUGAGUACGCCUCCAGAGUGAAGAUCUACAACAACGAACGUAUUGAAGACUUUACCUUUAACUUCACCCUGGAAAACCAGAUCCACAGGAAUGGAGUCUUUCUAAAUGACAGGUUCAUCGGUAUGAAGUUUAAGGCGGUCACGUUCAUCGACUCCUCUUUCCUGAACUGCUAUUUUGAAGACGUCUCCUCAGUCGGAUCCUUCUUCAAAAACUGCACAUUUGUAGACUCCUUCUUCUACAACACAGACAUCGAUGAUGCCAAGCUAACAAAUUCAAGAGUGAUCAACAGCUCCUUCCACCACAACAAGACAGGAUGUCAGAUGACGUUUGAUGACGAUUACAGCGCCUACUGGGUCUAUUUCGUCAACUUCUUGGGGACACUAGCUGUGCUUCCUGGAAACAUAGUCUCUGCCCUCCUCAUGGACAAAAUAGGACGCCUUAGCAUGUUAGGGGGGUCCAUGGUGCUGUCAGGGAUCAGCUGCUUCUUCCUAUGGUUUGGCACCAGUGAGUCCAUGAUGAUCUUCAUGCUCUGUCUCUACAACGGCCUGAGUAUCUCGGCCUGGAACUCACUGGAUGUGGUCACCACUGAGCUGUACCCAACAGACCGGAGGGGCACAGGCUUCGGCUUCUGUAACGCCAUGUGUAAGCUGGCAGCAGUGCUGGGCAACCUGAUCUUUGGCUCACUGGUUGGCAUCACCAAGGCUAUCCCCAUCCUGCUGGCAUCGUCUGUGUUGGUUGGCGGUGGCCUGAUAGGGCUGCGACUGCCAGACACUCGCGCCAACGUCCUCAUGUAAACCUAAACACAGGACAUAUGUUUACCAGGUAUUUACUGAUUAAGCUGGUGAUUUAUUUGAGCAUUACCAUUCUUUCGUUCAUUAUUUGUGCUGUAAGUGCAUCAUAUAGAGGACAAGCUGGAAUUAUUUUGCUAUAUCUCAGUAAAUACCUGGUAAAACAGGAUUAGGAAAUGCAGUUUUACUUCAAAAGAGCUACAGAUAUACAGAGUUAGAAGUAAGUUAUGAAUCUACCCGUUGUGUCUGUUUUCUAAAUCUAAGGGCAUUUAUGCAGGGAGUCACUCACUCAGAAACCUACCACGAAGAAGCAGACCACAAUGAACAGCGAUAAGGAACCUCUGUAUAUCAGCAGCUCAUAAUCUGCCACAGGCUGUUCCACACAUGCAACAUGUAAAAAGCAUGUGUCAGCGCUGCAAAAGGCUUGGACUUUACAACCUCCCUCCUUCAAAUCCUGCUUAAUGCAGUCCCUUUUUACUUUAUGUCAUGUGUGUGUUUGACUUUUAUACAUCUAUUUAUUAUGAAUUAAGUUUAGCCUCAUUCAUCACACCGCUUGUAUGGGUUUUCAUGUUAAGGCCAGAAACUGAAGGUGCUUUUCUAUCUCACACUGGACCUCUGUUUCUAAUGCUGCAAUUCGACCAACGGUUGAUAAUGUUCAAGCCUUUUGCUGCUAUUUGCAAGAAUGAUAAGGCCAUAAAAAAGAAAUCAAUAAAGAUACAGUAGUCUAGUCUAAACCGGCAACUUCAGCAGCUACAUUUCUAAAGUGAAAAAAAGUUUACAUUUUCUGCUUUUUACAGUAAGAGACUUUUGAGAUCGGAAACCUUUUGUCUGAAUGCUCCCUCUCGUCUGUGUUGUGUUCGUCUUGUGGCGUCGAGCUCACUAUGAAGGGCUUCGCUAUCUGUUGCAAUCUGAUCUGUCAAGAAGAAUUUAUAUUGAAGGAAAACCUGCUGUUAUAAAAAUGCUGCUCCUCUCCCUGUCUUUUCUGUCUGUUUGUCUCUCUUUGGUUUGCUUCGAGUGUAUCUCGACCCAUCUUGUCACCUGGCCUCUUGUCUAUCUCCUCCGGCCUCGCUGUUGCUGCUGCUGCUGCUGCUCCCUUCAAAACUCAAAGGCCUUUCUUAAAUGUUGUGCCUCUCUUUCCAUCGAGCCCGUCUCUCCUUCCAAACCUUGCUGGAAGCUUUGCUGCUCUGCCCUCUGCUUUUUUGGUCUCAUUUCUUGAUACUGCAGUGUGUACAUGUGCAUGAGCGCGUGUGUGUCCUGACUAACCCUUAAAGCCAGUGGCUUUAUCUUUUGUUUCAUGUUUUUUCUAAACCAAUGAGAUUUUUUGGUGGAUUUGAACCACACAGUGAAGUGAAAUUAAAAGCCAUGCUUAAAAGCAAUAGUUUGACAUUUUGGGAAAUAAACCUAUUUGCUUUUUUUGGAGAGUUUGCUUAUCUUUUAUGUCUGUUCGUGAAGUAUAAGCUACAGGAAACCCUUUAGAUUAGAAGCAAAAGGAAACAGCCUCUGAAGUUAUAGCUAAAUCCAUCAUGUUAUUCUCUUUUAGUUCAGUUUCACCAGUAGAUAGGGUAUAUUUUAAACAGUGUUGGUCUACAAGUUUCUUCUCUACUUGUAAAGAUCAAAAGGUCUUCACUAGUAUUUAUAUUUUCAUCUGACUCUUUACAAGACAGCAAAUACAUGUAUUUCUUAAACUGUGGGACUAUUCUUUUAAGGGAUCAAACACCCAAAUCACACACGUUUUUGGGUCAUAUUUACUUACAUAUAUAUAUAUUACCUUUGCAGAUAGUGCUGUAGGCCAGUGGAAAUGCACCAAACUUGCCAAAUCAAGCUAAAUUAUCUGCAUGGCUUUACAUGUUUCCGAGUGUGAUUUGGGUGAACAGACCCAUUAAAAUAUCUGUAGAAAUCAAUUUCUGCUAAAAUAUGUGUAAAAAAUGCAUUAUCAUAAAUCAUUUGUUCAGUAAAAUCUCUAAGAUGCUGUCAUCUGGAUUUGUUUGAUCAUAAUUCAAAUGUAAUCGUUUUUGAUUACAGCGUGAUACUCGUUGAUAUUUUGAUGUUCUGUAACUCAUGUAGUCACUUAUGUGACCAACAACAUGAAGCAAUUUUCUUUUCAUUUUUUUAAGGAGUGUCAACAAAUAACAAAAUGGUUUCCAGUAUGUUCGAUGCCUUGUAUUUGUCGGCUCAUCUGCAUCUUUCCUUCUCUGAACAUUACCACACGUGCUGAACAAACUCACUACAGAUCACUGUUUCCAAAAUGAGAUCCUCUUGCAUGUUUGUUACUGAAGUCCCUCUGUUGUGUGUGCUUUUUUCCAUUUUGGUGUCGUUACUGAGAAACAGACAUGUGAUUCCAGGUCAAAGGUGAAUGUAUCAUUCUUGUGUGUUGUCAGAUUUAUUGUGGACUGGUGUUCAUGUUGAGUUGACUUCUAGGUCAUUGUGAAAGGGCAUGCUAGUGGUGAGAUGACUUUACAAAAUGUUCACCAGCAGAGGUGUUCAAAUCUGCCUUCAGGACGUUCUCCUGUUUGAUUAUCUCGAGGUCUCUAAUGCAGAAAUAAAAGCCAACAUUUUACCUUCAGAUUUGAUAACCUCUGCUAAAAAACAAUACAUCGAGGUGUGUGUAACAAAACUCUGUCUGUCCUUGAUAUGAUUUAUUUUGUUAAGAAAAGGCUCAAGUGAAUGCAGUGUAAAGGUGGAUUCCUCUGGUGUCUACAUAUUGAAUAAAGAGUUUCAUUUGAACAGCUA
Molecule: messenger RNA, 5565 nt
Organism: Sphaeramia orbicularis (orbiculate cardinalfish)
Lineage: Eukaryota; Metazoa; Chordata; Actinopteri; Kurtiformes; Apogonidae
Product: synaptic vesicle glycoprotein 2C-like
Exons: 13
Coding region: 634-2841 (735 amino acids)
Biological process (GO): transmembrane transport; chemical synaptic transmission
Cellular component (GO): synaptic vesicle membrane
Molecular function (GO): transmembrane transporter activity
Source: RefSeq, a predicted model, not a curated record